Eimeria tenella is the source of this 1182-nucleotide messenger RNA. RefSeq lists its product as uncharacterized. NCBI's taxonomy places the organism in Eukaryota, Apicomplexa, Conoidasida, Eucoccidiorida, Eimeriidae. Gene Ontology annotation, biological process: intracellular calcium ion homeostasis; calcium ion transmembrane transport. Gene Ontology annotation, molecular function: calcium channel activity. The coding region runs from base 1 to 1182 and encodes 393 amino acids. The record is from RefSeq and is a predicted model, not a curated record. The transcript has a single exon.
AUGCAGCUCGCCUUCAAGUUCUACGCUGGAAUCCCUGCUGCUGCUGCUGCUGCUGCAGCUGCUGCUACUGCUCCCGCUGCUGCGGCGGCCUCCCCUGAGAGUGCUGCUGCUGCUAGUAGGGCAGCCGCUUCUGCAGCACUGGCUGCUGCCGCUGCUGCAGCUGAGCAAUCCCCAGCAGCAGCAGCAGCAACAGCAGCAGCAGCAGCAGAGCCCUCACGAACAUCUUUGCGUGCUGCUGCCUUUGCGCAUCGCCUCUCCGCUUCUCCUUUCAACAACUUAUUUGGACUGGUGGAAGAUGAUUUUGUGCUGCUCAAGAACAGCAGCAGCAGCAGCAGCAGCAGCGGUAGCAGCAGCAGCAGCAGCAACAGCAGCAGCAGAGCAGCAAGCGAGGCGUUGUGUCUGAAGAUCGCAGGCAACGCGCAGUCCAUUUCGCGGGGCUGUUUGCUGCAGCACACUUCCUUUUUGCUGCAGCAGGAGCAGGAGAUGCAGCAGCUGCUGCUGCUGCCGCAGAAGCAGCCAGUGUACAGACACCAGAGGCAGCACGGCGCUUUCCUUUCCCCGCUGCAGCCGGUGCUGCAGCAGCAAAUCCAGUCUGCAUGCGGCAGCAGGCUGCUGCUGCAGCAGCCCCACCACUUCUUGCUCGCGCUGCAGCUGCUCGCAGAGCAAACCUGCAUCGCCAAGAACCAGCAGCAGCAGCAGCAGCAAAAGGGCAGCAGCAGCAGCAGCAGCAGCAAGAUUGUGUGGGAGGUGCAGCCGGCAGUUUUUGUUGCGGACGCAGCAAGGCCCCCUGCGAGCUUCUUCAGGUGCAUACGCAGCAUAGAGAAGCAGCGGCACGCAGCAGCAGCAGCAGCUGCUGCUGCUGCUGCCGCUGCUGCUGCUGCUGAUGCGCCAGCCGGCGCGAGCUGCAGCAGCAGCAGCAGCACGACUUCUAAACAAUUCCAUUUUUUGUGUUUCUCAAAGUCUCUUAUGCAGCAGCUCGUGCGGCGGAUGCUGCCACACAGCUGCAGCAGCAAUAGCAGCAGCAACAAUAGCAGCAGCAGCAGCAGCAGCAAGAUUGUGCGCAGCACGCAUUUGAUGGGCGCAGAUGGGGAGGCGCUGCCGGAUGAGUUCUUUCGUGAUAUCCUGGAGGUUAACGAUUUGCUGCCGCUGCAGCAGCAGCAGCAGCAGCAAAUGCAUCAGUAG